Chrysochloris asiatica (Cape golden mole) is the source of this 618-nucleotide messenger RNA. RefSeq names its product chromosome unknown open reading frame, human C3orf84 (gene CIMIP7). The transcript has 4 exons. Bases 1 to 618 code for a protein of 205 amino acids. NCBI's taxonomy places the organism in Eukaryota, Metazoa, Chordata, Mammalia, Afrosoricida, Chrysochloridae. The record is from RefSeq and is a predicted model, not a curated record.
AUGCAAAGUGCUUUAGUAGGCUCCUGGCACAGCAACGGCUUCUAUGGGCACUACCGAGGUCAAUUCAAGAAUGAGAGUGCUCGAGAAUAUCGCUUUGCAGCCAAGCCCCAGCCUCCAACUGUGUUUCUGCAGCGGUGUCAGGAACCAGCGCAGCAACACUUCUUCUCCAAGCAUGACAAUCGUACAUCCUUCGACAAAGGGCCCUACUGCCUGCUGCAGGGCAUCGGGAGACGAAAAGACCUGGAGCGCUUAUGGCAGCGACACACCUUCCUGCGCUGGGCACCCUGUGAGCUGGAGUUUCGCCAGCAGCAGCCCCUUGAAUCUUCCUACCAGUCUGAUUUUCGGUCAGGCUCAGGAUUUGGUGGCCUCCCCCAGCGCCUCGUCCACUUUGUGCAGGUCCGGCCUGCCCAUGCCAGUACCACCUACCAGCAGAACUUCUGCCAAACAUCCUGGGACCGCCACUAUAGCAGUGACAAAAUAGGGUCCGAAGCCCCGGUAACCAAUUCAUUGCCGGACCUUCUGUGUCCCCCAAGACCCAAGCUACUGCAGCACUACCUUCAUGCUGGGGUCUCUGAGUGUCUAAACUGGUCCAGAGUAUUAAACAAGAAUGGCUGCUGA